AUGGCCUCCCUUGCCUCUUCAGGGCCCACAGAGGCCGCGGCGGCGCAGCAUAGCGACGCCCACCUCUCCGCUUCUGUACCCGGCGUGGCCGGCGAUGCCGAAGAAGCCUCCAUUAUCACCAGCCCCUCCGGUGGCUUUUCCUCCAGCCUCCUGCCACGGCCACCUGCACCUGGUCAGCCGCAGCAGAUGAGCAGCGGGGGAAAGGAGUGCAAACACAGCAGCAGCAGUAGCUGCAGCAGCUGCAAUAAUAGCAGCAUUGAUGUUCAACCGAACUGUUCCUCGGUACAACCACAAGAGGAAUUUGAGAGGCCAGAAGCGCAGAUGGAGAUCUGUCAGUCUUCUUCCGGUUCUUCAUCCGCUUCGCCUUCCCCCCCCACGCAUGCAACCCACGGCGUCGGUCCCCGCAUGCGCUGCGUUUCCGAAGGCGCCCUCGGCGCUGCAGUGUCGGAGACGACUGCGACAGAGGAUAGCAAAGGACAUGCAGAUGAGGCUCCACGAACAGUUUCUGCAGGUGCUUCUGCAACAAGUGCAGCUGCAUCUGCAACGGGAGCAGCUGCAUCAGGUGAAGUGAAGCGGGAAAUCAGUGGUGAGGGAGCGUUGGUGUCUUCAUCCUCUGAGGGAGGGGAUGGGCAAGAUGCAAAAGAGCAGCAGUCCGCUGCAGCUCCCCUCGACAUCGCUUCUCUGUUUUUGUCUCCCUCUCAAGACUUAGACUCAUGGGCGCAGGAGGACGGCGAGCUUUUGCUGCCUGCAGGCUCUUUCGUAAGUGCGGACGCCAUCAGUUGCCACAGGGGGCCCAUGACGCUCGGCCGAGUCGCUAUGUUUCUGUUCAGUUUGUUCCAAGGGGAUGUACGCAUGGGCCUCCUAUCGGCCCAGGGGCGACUGCUUGCCUGGCGCUGUCUCCUCUACUUAGCGGAGCUGCACGAUCGUCAGACCGCGGGCACCGCCCAGCAGCAGCAGCCUACAGCCGCGCAGGCAGCUGCAGCAACAGCAGACCCCAGCAUGCGCAGGAGGCGGCUACAACGCGAAAGCGUUGCAACUUCCAAAGGCCGCCGCUCCGUCCGCCACGCCUUCCUCUUAGACCGCAGCGGCGCAGCGCGUCCUGCUCCUCCUACUGCUGUUGCUGGGACUGCUGCCGCAGCGAACCCCCCCGCUGCAGCGGGCAACAGUAGCAGCUACAGCCCAGGGGCGGCAGAUGAGUGGGCGGAGGCGGAGGAGGAGCCGCCUUCAGCAGCUGCGGGAGCGGCAGCAGCAGCUGCUGCCGCUUCUGCUGCUGCAUGCGCCACCAUGCGAGGGGAGCCGCCGGCGGAGGCUGUAGGGGAACAGCCUCGGAGCGCUCCUGUCCUCAGCGGGGCCUUGCUGCUGCAGCGGCAGCUGCAGCAGCAGCAGCAGCAGCAAGGGCAGCCGAGCUUGGGGUUUGAAACUAACUUUACUCGUUUCGUUGGGGGCACGAUUGACCGACGUUGGGCUCUGCAGCACAAGUGGCUACGGAUACCGGCGGGAACGUUGCAGGUAUCGGAGGAGGAGGGCCAGAAGGACGAUGAGACAAAUCAAGGAGAGGAGUCCAACACAGACGAUGAAGCUCUCGAUAUUCGAUUUGAAGAGUUCGGCGCCGCCACUGCACCGACUAUGUGGCCCAGGGCUGAGGCGCUCCCUGAGAAGAUUUUUGUAGGUGAGGCAACGGGAGGAAAAAGACAAGUGCCAUGCGGAAGCGUAGUGUUGGUUCAAUAA
Eimeria maxima is the source of this 1728-nucleotide messenger RNA. RefSeq lists its product as hypothetical. Bases 1 to 1728 code for a protein of 575 amino acids. NCBI's taxonomy places the organism in Eukaryota, Apicomplexa, Conoidasida, Eucoccidiorida, Eimeriidae. The record is from RefSeq and is a predicted model, not a curated record. The transcript has a single exon.